Molecule: messenger RNA, 2199 nt
Organism: Impatiens glandulifera
Lineage: Eukaryota; Viridiplantae; Streptophyta; Magnoliopsida; Ericales; Balsaminaceae
Product: galactoside 2-alpha-L-fucosyltransferase-like
Exons: 2
Coding region: 235-1899 (554 amino acids)
Biological process (GO): xyloglucan biosynthetic process; cell wall biogenesis
Cellular component (GO): Golgi apparatus; membrane
Molecular function (GO): galactoside 2-alpha-L-fucosyltransferase activity
Source: RefSeq, a predicted model, not a curated record
CAACGGCAUUCAGCGCUUCUUCCGGCGACGGCGAGAUAAAGGGAUCCGACGGCCGAUCGCUGGCGACGCUGAAAGAGAGGGUGAAUUGAAGGCUUCUUCUGAUCAUUCAAUAUAUAUAGUUAGUUAGAAAGUCGACCGCCAAAAGUACUCGUUCGUCUUGCAGCUAAGAUCAUCAACUCUUACUAUACUUGUUCUGUUUGUAUAUAUACAGAUUUAGAUUCAAAAUUCAGUUAAAUGGGUGUUAAAACAUUGAGAUUAAGAUGGAGAUGGAGAUGGAGAUCAGGAUUAGCAGCAUCUCUCUUCACUGUUUUCAUUCUCGUUUACGGUACAGCUAUUCUGGACUAUAGAUCAGGACUUUCAACAAUGGUGCUUCUUGCAACAACGUCUUCUCAAAAUGGUGCUAAUUUGAUCAAAGAGUUCUUCAGGAGAUCAGUAGUGGUAUUGAAUCAAGAUGAUGAAAGUUUUUGCUUAAGUAAACAUGAAUCCCUCUUAUAUCGACGAAACAAACCACAGCAUAAACCACCCUCUGCUUAUCUUCUCUCCAGAUUGCAAAAGUACCAAUCUUUACAUAGAAACUGUGGUCCUAAAACCCAUAACUAUAACCAAGCCUUGAACCUGCUCUUUAAUCCAAACCCAAACAUUACUAACCAUGACUGUAAAUACCUCAUUUGGCUUCCUAUCAAUGGCUUAGCUAAUCGAUUAUUAAGUAUAGUCUCAUCUUUUCUCUACGCAAUUCUCACAGACAGAAUCUUACUUAUUCAUCAGCCAUCUAACAUGAACAGUCUCUUCUGCGAGCCCUUUGAGAAUACAACAUGGCUACUCCCCUCAGAUUUCCCAUUCAAGAACCAGUUUCAACACUUUUGCCAGGCUCACCCCAGUUCUUAUGGAAACAUCAUCUUCAAGAACAGGACCAUGAUUAACUAUCCAAUACCAGCUUUAACUUAUCUCCAUUUGACCUUCGACUAUAAUUAUAACGACAUGCUCUUCUUCUGCGACGAAUAUCAAAUCCCGCUCCAGAAAGUUCCAUGGCUAGUAUUGAGAUCAGACCAGUACUUUGUCCCGUCGCUGUUCUUGAUGCCCAAAUUUGAACUAGAGCUACGAAACCUGUUUCCCGAAAAGGAAACUGUUUUCCACCACUUGGGACGAUUCCUUUUCAACCCUUCUAACGUUGUUUGGGGAAUCGUUAAGAAAUACUACUGGACAAACCUAGCCUCUGCUGAUGAGAGAAUUGGAUUCCAAAUACGCGACUUUAAGACAACCCCAAUGGGCUUCAAUUGGAUUAAGGAUCGUAUAUUCAACCGUUAUCUCCCAUUUGCAAACGAUGAAUCGAACCGUCGGCAGAUCACCGACAUCUGCAACGUGACAACCUCAGACAAACACAUGAUGGAUCGAAUCGUGUCGUGUUUGCCCAAAGUAGUCAUUUUCGAUCAAAAUCCGAAACAGAUCGCUGUCUUGCUGACAUCUUUGAGUUCGCGAUACUACAACAACAUAAGCGAAUUGUACCAUUUGAAAGAUUCGAUCAAGAUAUACCAACCUAGCCAUGAAGAGAACGAACAUAACGAGAAGUUGACGCAUAAUAUGAAGGCGUGGGCUGAGAUAUAUUUGCUUAGUAUGAUGGAUGUGUUGGUCACUAGCCCAUUCUCGACAUUCGGUUACGUGGCUCAGGGCCUAGGAGGAUUAAGAUCGUGGAUCAUAAACUGUCCCCAUAGGGAGAUCGAACCCUCUGAGGAUUCAUGCUUUCGAACCAUGUCUAUUGAGCCUUGUUUCCAUUUGCCUCCAUAUUUUGAUUGCGGGACAAAGCGUGGAACUGACUACGGUUCCAAAGUAGGCUAUGUACGACACUGCGAGGACUUGAAAUGGGGGCUUAAGCUGGUUGAACACCAAGAUCCUCCACUCUAGCUUGGAACCAUUAUUAGUGUGAUUUUUAUAGAGAAUUGUGUUGAUUAAUUUUACAAAUCCCACAUUCUUCCAAAGUAGUGGGGUCAAAGAUUGUGUCGUGGAAAAUUUUGUAUCUUUGUCAUUUUCACGACCAUUAGAUUCAGAAACAUUAGAGUUUUGAUGACCUGACUACAAAGAAAAACUGAUUUAUUUAGGACAUUAUAUGGUCUUAGCAAUUAGUUAGAGUUUCUUGAAGUUCUUCUCUAAUUUCAAUUGUAACAUACUUUUUUGACACAUAGUGAAAGUUUUAUCUUCUGAUCA